Molecule: messenger RNA, 3135 nt
Organism: Anneissia japonica
Lineage: Eukaryota; Metazoa; Echinodermata; Crinoidea; Comatulida; Comatulidae
Product: fibroblast growth factor receptor-like
Exons: 19
Coding region: 849-2993 (714 amino acids)
Biological process (GO): protein phosphorylation; multicellular organism development; cell surface receptor protein tyrosine kinase signaling pathway
Cellular component (GO): signaling receptor complex
Molecular function (GO): transmembrane receptor protein tyrosine kinase activity; ATP binding
Source: RefSeq, a predicted model, not a curated record
UUUCUUUGAUCUAUGGUAUUAUCUAAUGUUAGGCCAAACUUUGUUCAAUGUGGUUAUCUAGGGCCAUGGAGGUGGACCAAGCUCAUUGAAUUUCCGAGCAUGGAAAGUGAGCAAAAUGCAGUGUGCAAAAACAGCAAAGCAGGAUGCAAGAAAUAAAGAAACAAUGGUUUUUUUUUUUUUUUUCGCUGUAAACAAUAAAUCCUGAUGUGUAAACAUCAUCAUAGCAGAUUAUACAGUAAUUUAAAUUACAUGUGGAUGAACCAUACAACACUAAUCAUGCCUUCCUUAUUAUUUUGUAAAUGAUAGCUUUAGACCAUUGGUUGGCUAAGCUGGCAGCCAAUCAGAAGCCAGGGUUUCUAAUUAUUAUCUUAAUUGUUUCUAGUUAGCAUGAAUGAUAUUCAGUUCCUCAAAUCUCCUUCCAUCCAACAGUGUUUUUUGUUAAGAACUUUAAAAGCAUCCAGCGUUGCCAGUUCUGAACAGACCUGCAGGAAAUUUUGUACACAUACUAGAGGUGAUUCCAGCAAACGUUAUCGUCCUUUUUUGAAGUUGAACCCCAGGGUUCUGGCUCCUACACCUACAAAACAUAACAGGGUUUUCAGCAAGGACUGUACGUUAUUGCCAUUACCACUAAUAGGGCACGUUGCAUGGAUGGCGUGGUCGGUUAAGGAUGUGUAUUAAAGAACUUAAGGUUGUGAGCUCGAAUCGCAUCUUGUGGAAAGGCAGUUUAGACUAAAUGGGGAUUGGUUUUAACCAAAUGCUAGUACAAUAUAAUUCAGAUAAAUAAACCACAGAGUGUUUCGGCGUCGGCUUUCUUUAUUCUCUGAAGAUUAGUCACACCACAGCAUAAUAUGGAGAUGCGCAUAGCCUUCUUCAUUUUACUGUUAAAUUUUGCCUUAAGUCUUUGUUCAGCUGAGCAAGGUUGCCUCAAUAUGGAAAUCCGAUUGGUUGAAUAUGAAUCAACCAAAAACUUAACUGUUGGAGCUGACAUCCAUCUUACAUGUCCAGUAACGAGUGACAGAACGUUGAAGUAUUCUUGGUAUAAAAAUGGUGCUAUACUCAUGCACGGCAGAGAACUGUUAAUUAGGAGAGCAGUUCCUGAUGAUAGAGGGCACUAUACUUGUUAUGGAAAGGACAAGGUGUUCGGAAGUUGUGCGGCAAAUUUCUCUGUUGAAGUUUCAGGAGGUUGCUCUGCAAAUAAUUCCAUAGGGAAACCUUUGUUAUUAAGAAAACAUCGUUUGCUUGUUGUGUACACUGGUCAACAAUUUACCAUGGAUUGCACACCAAUCAAUCUGGAAGCAAAUGUUUUAAGCGUUAGAUGGUUUAAAGACAACAAUUUGGACUGGAAAGUCAAAGACAUGGUCUCCCCAGUAUUGAAAUACACAGUCGAUAGUGCUACUGCAGCUGAUGAAGGCGUCUACCGUUGUUUUGUGUACAACUGUGCUGGCUCAAGUGAACAAGAAAUUCGUGUGAGUUAUUAUGAAAGAACGAAGUUAUCUGUCCGUAUACAGCCAGCAAAAAAUGUUACGCUGAUUGAAGGGCAGAGUGUUUCCCUCCACUGCAGCGCAUCAGAAAAUGGAGUCUUCUAUCAGUGGUUGAAAUGGGAAGAUAACAUAGGUCCUGAAAUUCGGGAAACGAACAUUGAAAAAUUCUAUAAAUUGGAGAAGGAAUGCAGUGAUGCUAAACAAAUCAUAUCAGGUGACAGUUUCUCGUGCUUGAAUACAGGUAGAGAUAUGGCUAUUAAAGUUGCAAAACCCUCUAAUUCUGGCAACUACACAUGUUUUGCUAGGACGAGUAAUCAGUAUGCAUAUAAGGGUAUCUGGAUCUCUGUUAUCAAGAAUGUUGCACAUCAACCAGAUACCAACAGUGUGCUGUCAAUAUCGCCCGAGACCACCAAAAAAACUCCAGUCGUCGUCCGUGCUUUCGUCGUCUUUGGUUUAGGUUCACUGCUUGGUGUGUGUCUUAUUGUUGGUUGCUGCAUUCUUAUAUACAAAACUCAGAAGGCAGUAGCAUACCACAAAGUGAAGAUGAGCAACAUUAACAACAUUGUAUGCAAGGUUGAAGCAAGCAAUAUCUACACAACAAAUUGUAACAUCCCCAACAAUGCUUCUGUUUCUAUCAAGCCAGAUAGAUGGGAAUUCCCUCGAGAAAGCUUGACAGUUGGGGAGAUACUUGGCGAAGGUGCUUUUGGUGAGGUACGACUUGCAAAGGCGUGUGGGAUAGCUGAAAAGAAUACAACAACAUUAGUCGCAGUAAAAAUGUUAGAAGCAUUGGCUGAUGACAAUGAGUUACAGAACUUUGUGUCUGAGCUGGAGUUAAUGAAGUCCAUCGGAAGUCAUCCGUACAUCAUUAACCUGAUUGGCUGCUGCACACAAAAUGGGCCUUUGUUGAUAAUUGUGGAGUAUGCUAAAAAUGGCAAUUUGCGAGACUUUCUCCGCCAAAAAUGUCAGUUAGAGGAAAUGCAUUCGGAUGAGGUGGAAGGAAAACUGUUAAUGAACGUCACAAGCCUACUGACGAUUGCCAACCAAGUCUCCCAGGGCAUGCAGUAUUUGGCAUCGAAGAAGUGUAUACAUCGAGAUCUAGCAGCCAGGAACAUUCUUGUUAUGGAGACAAUGGAGGUCAAGAUUGCUGACUUUGGACUAGCCCGAGAUGUCGAGGCUUUAGAUUAUUACCGCAGAAAAACUAGGGCAAGGGUACCAGUUAAAUGGAUGGCACCUGAGGCACUCUUUGAUCAAGUAUUCACCAUAAAGAGUGAUGCCUGGUCAUUUGGUGUGCUCCUGUGGGAAAUCAUGAGCCUUGGAAUGACUCCGUAUCCAGGAAUUCCAAUGGACAUGAUGAUAGAUCUGAUCUGGUCGGGCAGGAAGAUGGACAUUCCCCAAUGCUGCCCAAACGAAGUGUAUCAACUAAUGCUGGAUUGUUGGAAGUGGUGCCCGCAUGAGCGACCAACAUUCCCGAAUCUCACAUCAAUUCUAUCUGGGAUGCUGAAGAAUAAGUAAUCAACAUCAGAUGUGAAAGCGGUUUGGCGCAGCGUGAAAGGUUUGGUUUUCCAACCUCAAGGUCGGGGUUUCAAUCCCUCGCUGUGCAUUUCGCUUGUGUCCUUGAGCAAGGCACUUUAUCUGCAUUGCUUCUCUCCACCCA